Molecule: messenger RNA, 519 nt
Organism: Rhinocladiella mackenziei CBS 650.93
Lineage: Eukaryota; Fungi; Ascomycota; Eurotiomycetes; Chaetothyriales; Herpotrichiellaceae
Exons: 3
Coding region: 1-519 (172 amino acids)
Biological process (GO): eisosome assembly; protein localization to plasma membrane
Cellular component (GO): eisosome; plasma membrane
Source: RefSeq, a predicted model, not a curated record
AUGGUGUCGAGAAAAGUGAACCUCAUCCUUCGAGGGUUGGAGUUCAUCUUCACCCUCAUUGUCAUGGCUCUGGUCGGCAACAUCAUCGCAACCGCCUUUGCCGGUAACCCAGCCUCCAUCAACUUCGAUAUGUUCGUCGUCACUUUUGGCAUGCUCUCACUGUUCUAUCUGAUUGCCGUCGCUUUCAACGAUUCCUUCGCCGGACAUCCCAUUAUUCCGAUCGCCCUCGAUCUCCUCAACACCAUUUUCUAUUUCUGCGCCGCCGUCAACAUGGCUGCCCAGCUAGGCGUACACUCCUGCGACAAUGACACAUAUACCCACUCCAACGAAAUUACCAACGGUUCCGACGAUACCGAGGGCCGUUGCCGUGAAGCUCAAGCCUCCACUGCCUUCCUGUGGUUCGCCUGGGCCUGCUGGACCGUCAGCUUGUUCUUCACCAUCGUUGGUGCCCGUAGCAGCGGCGCCAACCUGAGAGGUGGCAUUGGCAGAAGAGGUGCGCCAGCCAUGUCUCAGGUGUAA